AUGCCGCAGGAAGGAGUGACAGCCUUUCAGAAUGCGCACGAUCAUCCGCUAGUUAUGGGUUGGAGAGCAAAGAAAGGCAGAGAGAGUAACUGGUCAAAGACAAGAGAUUGUAUCGUGUCGAGAUUAACCAAAGGCAUGGCAAAAGCUGCGGCCUGCGAGCAGAUUCAGGCAGGGAGUAUGAAAGAUUUCAUGCCCGCCAUCAUGGCUGUACAUCAUAUGAAGCGAGAAGAAGAGUAUCUGGUGGUGUGUGUAAUGGAGGACGAGGGACUGGUAGCAGCAAUCAACCAUCGCUUCCAUGACGCCUCCUCCAUGGGGCUCCUACUUGACGGGUAUGGGGUCAACCCGCAGCUUGUGCCGGCAGACAUCAUGAAGCUUCCUCCUCUUCCGCUUCCAACACCAAUGGUGAAGACAAGAAGAGAAUGUCUGCGUAUCUCGCAUGAAGAGCUCAAGAGCGCGAGGGAGCUGACGGGUCUGCAUACUCGGAACGAGGUCGCCAUGCUCCUGAGCGCCCUCCUUGUUGGGACGUGCAUGCCAACAGCCCGCAUCAUGGUGCUCCACACCCUGAAACCUCGCAGGGAGCGCGAGGCAGCAGGGGGAGACUUCUCCUGCCUCUCCCAGCCGCUCCAGGUCUCUUCGUCAUGGUCCAUCAGUGAAGCCGCUAAGACGGUGCGGGAACAUCUCAGUCGGCUUCGAGCAGGCAGCCAGACUCUCGUGGAGAGAGAAGCAGCCAUGGCAGCGGCCCAGCAGGACAAGGAUGCCCAGUCGCCGCUGCUGAUCUUCGACACGUGGAUCGGGUCCGGCAUGGCCUCACCAGCCGGCCUUGACGUGCGAGUGUACGAGGACCUCCUGGACUCCUUUGCCUUUGUGGUGCGGGAGUACAUCAUCGCGUACGAGGAAGAGGAGGACUUGUUGCUGCAAUUCUACGGUGAGUUUGCGAGCUUGUCAGAUGAAGUUGUCGAUCGCAUUCUCAAGUGA
Messenger RNA from Guillardia theta CCMP2712, 975 nucleotides. RefSeq lists its product as hypothetical. Lineage: Eukaryota; Cryptophyceae; Pyrenomonadales; Geminigeraceae. Bases 1 to 975 code for a protein of 324 amino acids. The transcript has a single exon. The record is from RefSeq and is a predicted model, not a curated record.